This is a messenger RNA of Chelmon rostratus (copperband butterflyfish), 1138 nucleotides long. It is a transcript of the gene rsph14, whose product is annotated as radial spoke head 14 homolog. Bases 1 to 1047 code for a protein of 348 amino acids. The record is from RefSeq and is a predicted model, not a curated record. Lineage: Eukaryota; Metazoa; Chordata; Actinopteri; Chaetodontiformes; Chaetodontidae. Gene Ontology annotation, molecular function: protein binding. The transcript is spliced from 6 exons.
AUGGCCGGUUGUCUGACAGACCCGAGCCGGGCUCCGGUGGCCUUCGGGCAGCGGGCUGUCCCGCAGCUGUUCGCCGAGCUGCAGCGGCCGGAGGCGGGCAGGAGGCAGCGGGCUCUGGCUUCACUCUGCGACCUGAUGCACAACCCGGAGCGGGUCUACCAGGCCGUCAGGGGGGGUUUUCUGGAGCAGCUCGAAGUUUUAUUUAAGGAUGAAGAUCCAUCAGUGAGAACAACAACCUGCGAGCUGCUUCACAUGCUGACCGCCCACUGUGUCGGCAGACAGGCCCUGCUCUCCUCCGCCCUCCUGCCUCCUCUCUCUCAGCUGUUGGACGACUCCUCGUCCUCCUGCAGGAGGAGCGUCCACCGAGUGCUGAACCGCCUCAGUCUGCUGCCUGCAGGUGCAGACGCUCUCCUGACUCUGAUUCCUAAACUGAUGCUGAAGCUCAAAGAGGACGAGGAAGAGGAGGAGGUGCAGGUGCUGCUCCUCUCCACCCUCAGCUCCUGCUCCAGGCUGGACGCUCUGCCGGCUCUGGCCGCUGACGGUGUCUCACUGCUGGGCCACAAACUGUCCCAUCGCUCCCCGAACAUCCGCCGAGAGGCGGCUGCAGCCAUGAUGGCCCUCAGUGCUUGUGAGGACGGGAAGCGGCAGGUGUGUGAGGGGGCGGUGCUUCCUGUCCUGGUCGCUCUGCUGCGGGAUGAAGACAUUGAGGUUCAGGUCAACGCUGCAGGGGUCAUCAUGUACAUUGUGAUCAUCACCACAGGUAAGCAGCAGUGUCUGGAUCUGGACGUCGUCCCCGUCCUCCUCGACCUGGUGACUAAGAAGAAAGAGGAGGAGGAAGAGACGGAUGAGGAGAGGAAGAGGAGGAGGAAGGCCCUCCUCAUGUACUCCCUGCGGGCUCUAACUGGCCUGGCCGAAGCCCCGGGAGGCCGCCGCCUCCUGCUGGAGCAGCUCCCCCUGCUGGUGAUGAGGAGUGAGGCUGCAGAGGAGGACCAGGACAUCCGGCGGGCCGCUCAGACCGCCAUCAGGGUCAUCACCUGGACUCCCUGAGACACAGAUGACCUCUGACCUCCACAACAGACCUGCUGGGUUAGAUAAUAAACACAAUCAUCUACUAGAUUAGUAUUUAUUAUUGAUGACA